CCCGGAAAAGGAAAAUAUUCACCCGGCUCUUCCCCUUCCGUCGUCAGCCCGGCUUGAAAAUUCUCUCUCCGUCAUCCGCUCUACAAAUAAGCCUUUCUUUCUCUUCCUGCACCUCUAAUUUACUUUUUCCCCAAUAUAUUCUUGUCACAGAUGACAUCGUUGCUUCCGAAUCUCGACCUGAUUUCUACACCCCUUGUCUUGGAGCUCUGCUCUCGUCCUCGGCAAUGGAAGCUCUUUUCCUUCGGACUCUCAUCCCUUCCCAGAAGCACCAAAAACUCGUCAUUCCUUCCGUUAGGGGCCGUCUAUACUCACGUGGGUUCAUCUGAAACUGCAGCAAAACCCACAAAAUGGAGAGAAAAGCAGGAAUUAGCCGAAAGCGACGCCAUUUCCGUCCUCAAUGAGAGGAUUCGGCGUGACCUCUGCAAGAGAGAGACCACAAAACCAUCCAUGGACUCAGAGGAGGCUGACAAGUACAUUCAAAUGGUGAAGGAACAACAACAGAGGGGUCUGCAGAAGCUCAAAGGGGACGGGCAAGGGCUGGGGGGUGGUUUUAGCUACAAAGUUGACCCUUAUAGCCUCCGUUCCGGCGAUUAUGUGGUGCACAAGAAAGUUGGGGUUGGCCGUUUUGUAGGGAUAAAGUUUGAUGUUCCCAAGGAUUCAUCAGAGCCUGUUGAAUAUGUCUUUAUAGAGUAUGCAGACGGCAUGGCCAAGCUUCCCCUUAAGCAGGCCUCGCGUUCGCUCUACCGAUUUAAUCUUCCGAAUGAAACCAAACGGCCACGGACGUUGAGUAGGCUGAGUGACACUAGUGCGUGGGAAAGAAGAAAGACAAAAGGCAAAGUAGCAAUCCAAAAGAUGGUUGUGGACCUAAUGGAGCUGUAUUUACAUCGGCUAAAACAGAAGAGACCUCCCUAUCCGAAAACCCCUGCGAUGGCUGAAUUUACUGCUCAAUUUCCUUAUGAGCCCACACCAGACCAGAAGCAGGCUUUCCUUGAUGUCGGGAGGGAUUUGACACAGAGAGAAACUCCAAUGGAUAGGUUGAUCUGCGGAGAUGUAGGUUUUGGUAAAACAGAGGUUGCUCUUCGCGCCAUCUUUUGUGUGGUCUCAGCAGGAAAACAAACUAUGGUUUUGGCGCCAACAAUUGUUUUAGCGAAACAACAUUUUGACGUAAUCUCAGAACGCUUUUCCCUGUAUCCAAGUAUCAAGGUUGGCCUUCUGAGUCGAUUCCAGACUAAAGCAGAGAAGGAGGAAUACCUAGAAAUGAUAAAAAAUGGACAUCUAGAUAUCAUUGUGGGCACUCACUCACUUCUCGGGAGUCGGGUUGUGUACAAUAAUCUUGGCCUUCUAGUGGUUGAUGAGGAACAGAGGUUUGGUGUCAAGCAAAAAGAAAAGAUUGCAUCUUUCAAAACAUCAGUGGACGUGCUUACUCUAUCUGCGACACCCAUACCAAGAACGCUAUACUUAGCUUUGACAGGAUUCCGGGAUGCUAGUUUAAUCUCAACACCUCCUCCAGAAAGGCUACCAAUAAGAACUCAUCUUUCAUCAUUCAGUGAGGCAAAAGUAAUAGCAGCAAUCAAACACGAGCUGCAUCGUGGUGGCCAAGUUUUCUAUGUCUUGCCUCGUAUUAAAGGACUUGAAGAAGUGAUGGAUUUUCUCACAGAAGCAUUUCCGGAUGUUGAUAUUGCAAUUGCACAUGGGAAGCAAUACUCAAAACAACUAGAGGACACCAUGGAGAGGUUUGGUCAAGGAGAAAUUAAAAUUCUCAUAUGCACUAAUAUUGUGGAAAGCGGGCUUGACAUUCAAAAUGCCAAUACCAUAGUUAUUCAGGAUGUUCAACAGUUUGGACUUGCUCAGUUAUACCAGUUACGUGGAAGGGUUGGUCGUGCUGAUAAAGAAGCUCAUGCAUACCUAUUUUAUCCUGAUAAGUCUUUGCUGUCUGAUCAAGCAUUGGAAAGACUUGCUGCUCUCGAAGAGUGCCGUGAACUUGGACAAGGUUUCCAACUUGCAGAAAGGGAUAUGGGUAUAAGAGGUUUCGGCACAAUCUUUGGUGAGCAGCAGACAGGGGAUGUUGGAAAUGUGGGCAUUGAUCUCUUCUUUGAAAUGCUUUUCGAGAGUUUGUCAAAGGUUGAGGAGCAUCGUAUUGUUACAGUUCCAUAUGACUCGGUGCAGAUUGACAUAAAUAUAAAUCCUCGUCUUCCUUCUGAGUACAUAAAUCGCCUGGAAAAUCCUUUGGAGAUCAUUAAUGAAGCUGAAAAAGCUGCCGAGAGAGACAUGUGGAGUCUUAUGCAAUUUACAGAGAACCUGCGUCGUCAAUAUGGAAAAGAACCUUACUCUAUGGAGAUAAUAUUGAAGAAGCUAUAUGUCAGACGCAUGGCUGCGGAUCUUGGGAUCAUUAGAAUUUAUGUGGCGGGCAAGAUGGUUGGCAUGAAAACAAAGAUGAGUAAGAAGGUUUACAAGCUGAUUACUGAUUCCAUGAUUUCUGACACUUACCGAAGUUCCUUGAUUUAUGGGGGGGAUCAGAUAACGGCAGAACUUCUUUUGGAGCUACCGAGAGAACAACUACUCAACUGGAUUUUCCAGUGUUUGUCAGAACUUCAUGCAUCGCUUCCUGCUCUUAUCAAAUACUAGAGUGUUGUUGCUUCUGCUCGGUGAUCAUGAACAGUUUAUACGGCGACAAACUCUGCAAGCAGGACACAUUUCCUUGACUAUUAUCUCUAGACGACCCAUUAUUUUCUCAACUGUCAGAUGAUACCAAAAUAUAGAUGGGAGACAUUGGACGGGAAUGGUCUACAUGAAAUGAUGGUUGAGAAGAUUAUCUAAACUAAAGCUGGUCGAGUACAUGAUCUUAA
This is a messenger RNA of Tarenaya hassleriana, 2846 nucleotides long. RefSeq names its product ATP-dependent DNA helicase At3g02060, chloroplastic. Bases 151 to 2625 code for a protein of 824 amino acids. The record is from RefSeq and is a predicted model, not a curated record. Lineage: Eukaryota; Viridiplantae; Streptophyta; Magnoliopsida; Brassicales; Cleomaceae. The transcript is spliced from 16 exons. Gene Ontology annotation, molecular function: nucleic acid binding; ATP binding.